Messenger RNA from Drosophila takahashii, 2786 nucleotides. RefSeq names its product miniature (gene m). The record is from RefSeq and is a predicted model, not a curated record. NCBI's taxonomy places the organism in Eukaryota, Metazoa, Arthropoda, Insecta, Diptera, Drosophilidae.
GCGUAUUUCGCGUUCGUCGCUCGCCGAGUCCACACGUGCUGCUGCUCCCGGUCGUGAUCCGAUCCGUGAUCGUGAUCCGUGAUCCCCGAUCCCCAGUGUGCCUGCCAAACACAUAAAAAAAAAAAGAAAAGAAUUUAAUAUACAAAUUUCCAAAUAAAUAUAUCAGAAUAAGAAAAACAUCCAAAGUGCCGACCAGUGUUAGUGCAUAUUCUUUUUUUUAUUGUUGUUGUUAUUGUCGCUGCCUGUUACCGUUACCUUGCCUAAGAGCAAGACACCAAGAAAGAGAAAGAACGAGAAGAGAGUAGAGAAGACACGUUCCCGUGAAAGCCGGGAUUUCACAAAAGCACGGAAAUACAAGGAGUCCACUGCAGCCGCAAUAGAUCACGUAUCCAAGACAGCUGUGUCUUGACCAUCGGAAAGAUUACUCUUUAUCGAUCCGAUCGCCACGCCCACAGCGCCAUCAUGUGGAGCCCACAAAAAGGCCCUACACGACUGUGGGACCUUAGGUUUAGUAGCUGUAUAUUUAUCUUACACUUAAUGUUUAGUUUAGUCAUAGCUGGUAAUGAACUUUGGCCCAUGGAGCGGCCAGAUGGGAUGCCCAAUAUCGUUUCGCUGGAGGUGAUGUGCGGCAAGGAUCACAUGGAUGUCCACCUCACCUUUUCGCAUCCCUUCGAGGGCAUUGUCAGCUCCAAAGGACAACACAGCGAUCCGCGCUGCGUUUACGUGCCGCCUUCGACGGGCAAAACGUUCUUCUCCUUCCGCAUCUCGUACUCCCGCUGCGGCACCAAGCCGGAUCUCAACGGGCAGUUCUACGAGAACACGGUGGUGGUCCAAUACGACAAGGAUCUGCUGGAGGUCUGGGACGAGGCCAAGCGAUUGCGCUGCGAGUGGUUCAACGACUACGAGAAGACGGCCUCCAAGCCGCCAAUGGUCAUUGCCGAUCUCGAUGUCAUCCAGCUAGAUUUCCGGGGUGACAACGUGGACUGUUGGAUGGAGAUUCAGCAUGGCAAGGGACCCUGGGCGCCGCCAGUCAGUGGCAUUGUGCCACUGGGCUCCACUCUGACCCUGGUGGUGGCCAUCAACGAUUACCGAGGCGAAUUCGACAUGCGCGUCAAGUCCUGCGUGGCCUCCGAUGGAUCCGGGCAUGUGAUCAACCUCUCCGACGAGUUCGGCUGCGUGCUGCGACCCAAGAUGAUCUCGCGCUUCCUGAAGGCCCGUGCCCCCGACGAGAGGGCCACCGUGAUCACCUACGCCUUCUUCCACGCCUUCAAGUUCCCCGACGCCCUGAGUGUGCACAUCAAGUGCAAGGUGGAGAUCUGUCGUCACGGCUGCCUCGAUCAUUGCCAGAACUCGGGAGUGGGUGGAGGUGGCUCAUCCGGAGAGACCCUGGGCCUCGGGCUCGGCCUGACCAAUGCCAACGAGCGCAAGGAUGUCCACAUGUCCGAUGCGUUGGGCAGCAGCAGCAACGAUCUGCUCAGGGAUCUCGCCCUGCCGCCCGGAGGUCAACAUGGCAUGGGCAUGGGCUUGGGCAUGGGAAUGGGACCGGAUCACGAUAUCUUCUACGAGGACAUCAUCCACGAUCACAAACAGACGCUGGGCGCUGGCGGUGGACAGCCUGGCGGGGAUUAUGGCCACGAGAAGAGCGUCAAUCUGCAGCCACGCCCAGUGCACGAGGAGCAGGAGGAGGCGGAUCUGUCCGAUCUGUUUGGCGACGAGGAUCUGGCCGAUCUGGACAUGGAGGGCGGCGAGGGAGAGCGUUACUUGGGCCUGAAGAAGAGCGGCAAGUUCCCGCACGGACCCAGGCAGCUGGAGGCCCAGAAGAGGAUGGGUGUUCCGAUGGCGGGGCCGCGUUCCCUGGAGCCACAUGACCGAAAUGAGGAUGGGGAUGGGGAUGAGGAGGAGGUGCCCAGACCCGUUUACAGGCCACAGGCGGAGGCCCUGAAGAAGCCACGCGAGGAUCACAUUGAUUUGGACAAGGAGGAGGGGGAGAAGGAUCAAGAGAAGGACCAAAAGCUGGAAGAGGGAGCCACUGCCUCCCCGAAGAGCCUGCGCCGGCGCCGUCGAUCCCUAGUGAUUUCCGAUCGCAAGGUGCGCAGCGCCGACGUCGGCGUCAGCGGCCUCUACGACGUCAUCUCCGAGGCCGACCUGGCCUUCUCGCCGGACUCCAAGCAGGAGGCGGUGACCGUCUUCCAGGGCAAGAUCAGCGAGGAGGUGGUCUACGGCAUCUGCAUGCCCGUUCCCGGCUUCAGCAUCCUCUUCAUCGUCGUCAUCUCGGCGACGAUCGUCUCCGCUUUGGUGGCCGGUUCGCUGUUAUAUCGCUAUCAGCUGCAGAAGGAGGCGCUCGAUAAGCAGGCGCCGAUGCCGCCCGUCACCGGAACACUGGCCUCCUGGAUGACCUUGCGGCUCUUCCGCCUGCGACACUUGCAACAGCAACAGCAACAGCAGCAGCAGCAACAAGUGAGGCAGCCGAGUUCAGGACACGAAACAGUCCAGUGAAAAAUGGAAAUCAAAAUAGUAAUCGAAAUUGCAAUCGGAAUAGUAAUCGAAAUCUUUAGCAAAAUCAAAUCAUGUUGCCCACACAUCGUCGUCGUCGUCGUCUAUGCCUUCCAUUAUUAUUUAUUUAUUAUGAUUAUUGUUUUUUUUUUUGAAGAUAUUAUUGGGUUGUUUGUUCAGGAUCCUGAUCCAGACAAAGAGAUAUGGUGCAGAUAUCAGAUAUCAGAGAUCGGGCAACAAGGCAAUACUCGAGAACUGCUCGUUUCGGUGCUGAAAAUGAAAAAAUGAAAAUG